GGCUAAUUGAUAAUUGACAUGCUUUAUCAGAGUUUGCAAUUAUCGCUUACCGCUGCCUAGCCCUGCGCGCCGCUGCCGUAAUCUGGUUUCCCCGGAUCUUCCCCCGCUUAUUUUCGUCUGAACUUCUCGUCUGUUAGAUCGGACCGGUCUCAUGAGACGAUAUCAGUCGUACCAUCGCCCACCGCCGUCGAAUCCGUUGUUCCUGUCACGUUGCUCUUCUCGCGUUCGAUACUUCAUGGCGCCGGUAGAUCAUCGUUCAUAAGAUUGAUUAAAUCAACCUCGGCGGCGAGCGCUCAACGUGGAUCUUGAGGAAACAUGCUGAGAAACGAUCAGACAGAGGCGCCGCACAUAUAAUAACUUCACAGACAAAACAAACGACCAUAUCGACCACCUAUAAUGCAUGUCGCAGGAUCUGUUAAUCGUAGGGCAUCGCCUCCACCUCCCGGUCCAUUCGGAUAUAACUUCCUCGCGGCCAACGAUACUCCUUACGAUGCCGGUCCAGCUCCGCCUCCUGGACCGUCGCUUUUAGACGAUACCGAGUCCAAUAUGCUUGAAAGUUUCUUCACAACAUUAAAUACCAGUCAAUUCAACGUCGGCGAUGCGUGGUACCAGGAUCUUUCACAUGAUAAAGGUGGAGGCACUUUUGGAAUGGACUGGAUAGAGGGACUACCCCCGAACUUGGAAGGAUCAACGACUACUCUAUCACAAUCGCCUAAUUUACCGAUGCAUCCACCAAAAAAUACAAACAGCCUCAUGGGAGGGCCUAGUCAAGACUCCGAACUCCUUGCAGCCGCUUCUAUGCUCUGGGGCAAUGGGGGAAAUACGAUGAACUUUCCAGCACAACAUCUAUUUCCUACUAAUGUCAUGUCAGAAAUGGCACAAAAUCAUAAUAUGAGUCAACCGCGGAUCAAGCAAGAAGGAAUGCCUCGACAUCAUACAAAUCAGCUCGACUCUCGUCACAUGCUACCUCAAGCACAACACACUCCAGUGUUCAACCCAGAACAGCCAGCAGUUCCCGUUGAUCCGCAUACAUCAAUUGAAGUCCAGCAACUGCGCUGGGGUUCAGAUGCGGGGUUUGUCGACCAAGGUUACCAACGACCUGCAGGAAUGGAGAACACAGACGAAGUUACAAAAAAUCUGCUUGAGAAUAUGAAAUGCCUUGAACCACAAACAAGUACAACAAAUACACGUGCGCCGACGCCUACUAGAGCAUUUGAGAUCCCUCAUAACGGAAAUUGGAAUAAUAUCAAUGGUUCAUAUAUGUCUCAACCUUCCGAGUCAGUGAAUCAUGACGAGGGCGAGAGCAGUCCACGGCCUAGAAAACGCUCCAAGAUCAAAAUACAGGAGGAAGAUUCCGACGAUAAUGGCACACCUCCUAGGUUGAAAAAGGCGAGGGGUGUAUCCGGAGGUAAAGCUAGACGCGGCUCAAGCGAGAACGCUUCGAAACGACCUAAGGCUCAGCAGGGCAGCAAAACGAGGGAAAACCUUACAGAGGAGCAGAAGCGCACGAAUCACAUUCUUUCAGAGCAGAAACGUCGUAACUUGAUCAAGCAAGGGUUCGACGAGCUAUGUGCAUUAGUCCCUGAACUUCGGGGUGGUGGUUUCAGCAAGAGCGCCAUGCUCAUCCAGGCUGCGGAUUAUCUUGAAGAAGUCUUGAAUGGCAACAACAUCCUGCGUCAACAGCUGUCACAGCUUAAAGCAGUUAACGGCUUCAUGAUACCCCGGUGAUUUAUAUCUUGCUCUUCGCGCCACUCUUUCUUCCUUGGAUACCGGUUGUCACAUGGUUAUCCACAAACCAAACUCACCGCUGCGAUCUAGGACUUCGCCCAUUGCGAGCCGGAUCUCUUUCUUCUUUUGUUCUACGAUACCCUCAAAAGCCUCCAGGAGUUUCCUCUGUAGUUCAGGAUUCUACAGUUAGGAUGGAUUAUAUCUACACAGAUGGAGUGUAGAUAUUUGCCAUCUGCGUUUGCAUACAAGGACAUAAUUUGUGCGGAUGCCUGUGAAUAUUCGAUUGUUGUGUUAUUGCGCGUACAUAACGAAUGAUGUGUAAUGUACUAUCGAGAUGCCAAGUAUUGCAAAUAAAUUGAACGUUUAUAA
Talaromyces stipitatus ATCC 10500 is the source of this 2097-nucleotide messenger RNA. RefSeq names its product HLH transcription factor, putative. The record is from RefSeq and is a predicted model, not a curated record. Gene Ontology annotation, biological process: regulation of transcription by RNA polymerase II. The transcript has 2 exons. Bases 397 to 1728 code for a protein of 443 amino acids. Lineage: Eukaryota; Fungi; Ascomycota; Eurotiomycetes; Eurotiales; Trichocomaceae. Gene Ontology annotation, molecular function: protein dimerization activity; RNA polymerase II cis-regulatory region sequence-specific DNA binding; DNA-binding transcription factor activity, RNA polymerase II-specific.